Messenger RNA from Aspergillus affinis, 1668 nucleotides. Its product is annotated as carotenoid oxygenase family protein. The transcript is spliced from 2 exons. The record is from RefSeq and is a predicted model, not a curated record. Gene Ontology annotation, biological process: carotene catabolic process. NCBI's taxonomy places the organism in Eukaryota, Fungi, Ascomycota, Eurotiomycetes, Eurotiales, Aspergillaceae. Gene Ontology annotation, molecular function: carotenoid dioxygenase activity. Bases 1 to 1668 code for a protein of 555 amino acids.
AUGGCUCCUUCGAUUGAUGACACCGGUCUUCACGAUCAUUUCAACGAUUGGCCCAAUGAAAUUGGAUUUGAUGCCAACUAUGAGAAACGCACUCCAGUUGAAUUAGAUGUCACUGGCCAUUUCCCGCCCUACACCGCUGGUAUUCUCUAUCGCAUCGGACCAGGAAGAUCUUCCGUCGUCACUGAACAAGGAGACAUCUUCAGAGUAUCCCACUGGUUUGACGGAUUCAGUCAAACUCAUCGAUUCCAAAUAGUAGCUGAGGAUAGAUCAUCCAACUUAGUACGGGUGUUUUACAGCUCGCGCUAUUCCACAGACCAUCUGAUUGAGGAGGUUCGACGAACCGGAUCAAUGGAAAAGAUCAGCUUUGGACAAAACCAAGAUCCGUGCAGGGCUGUUUUCAAGAAAGCUCAAAGCACUUAUGAACCAAAUGACCCUUCGAUGCAAAAUAUCGGUGUGACGUUGUCUGUCAACAUGCCGGGCUUAGACGGACCAUAUCCUCCACCGAAUGGAGAGCUUCAAGGCCGUUGGACUGGCGCUUCGGACAUUAAAACAUUGUACGCAAAGACUGAUUCCACCAGGCUUAAGAAACUUGAUCCUGUCACUCUAGAGCCAAUUGGUCUUGCCACACAAAGCAGCCUGCAUCCUGAUCUGGGUGGGCUCUUCUCUGCGUCCCAUGCCCGGUCCGACCCGGCGACGGGGGAUAUGUUCAACUUCAAUCUUACAUUUGGCCGAGAAUCGAUUUAUCGCAUUUUCCGAGUCUCUGCCUCCACGGGAAAGACUACAAUUCUUGCAACUUUCCCUGGAGUUCCUGCCUACAUUCACUCUCUCCUGAUAACCAAAAACUACGUUCUAUUUUGCGUAUGGAACUCGCACGUCUCCCCGGCGAAACUCCAAAAAAGCUUUACGGAAGCAAUUCAGCCAUACGAUACAUCGAAGCCGGCAACAUGGUACGUGGUGGAUCGCCGAGGAGAUAAAGGCCUUGUCGCAACUUACGAGAGUUGUGCUUUCUUCUGCUUUCACACUGUCAAUGCCUGGGAGGAACCGUCUUCGGCCGAUCCUACCAGGCUCGAUAUUGUAGCGGAUCUUAUCGCGUACGAUAACCUGAAUUUCAUACAUCAGGGUCUCUACGAACAGCUCAUAUCAUCAUCUCCCAAGGCAAAAGAACGCAUCCUUUCGAUGCAAGAUAAUCGUGGAACAAUAACCCGAUUUCGUCUGCCAGCGAUCCUGUCAACCCCCUGUACGGAGAUACAAUCGGCAACCGUUGUAUGGAACGCAUGCAAGGAACUAUCUCCCGAUCUACCGACCAUAAAUCCUGGCUAUGUCACUCGAAAGUACCGCUACUCAUAUACGAUUUCCAAUCGUGGCAAAUCAAGCUUUUUCGACGGAAUCGUGAAGUUCGACGCCGAAACGAAAGAAACUCGCCUGUGGAGCUUUCAUGCGCACUCUCCGGGGGAACCCAUCUUUGUCGCUGACCCGAGUGGUUCAAAUGAAGACGACGGCGUGGUUUUGAGUGUAGUGCUCAAUGGGAGAACCGGCAGGAGCUACCUUCUGUGUCUGGAUGCUCAUGACCUGACAGAGAAGGGUAGAGCUGAUGUUAAUGGACCGGUGGCAUUCGGGUUCCAUGGCCAGCACAUUCCAACCCAUGGAAUGCCAACGGGCGAUUACUGA